AUGGCUCAGAUAUCGUGGUUAUCGAAUUAUUUAAAUAACAGUAGACUAUCAAACUGGAGUUCUGUAAAGGACCAGAAUCCGCCAACGAUUUAUCAAGUUGUCAUUUUAAUAACUUUAGAGAUUGCUGGCAUAGCAGGAAAUACAUUGGCUAUCGUUAUGACUGUCAAAAUGUUAAGAUAUAAAGGGAAUUUACCACAAGUUCUUAUUUUAUACUUAAGCCUUGCCGAUUUAUUGACGGUUUUAUGCAGCUAUACACCGUCAAUUAUUGCUCAAUUCAUUCUAAUACCUCACUCAUUCUUUUAUCCAAGCCAUUGGCUAUGCCAAUUUCAAGCAUUUACAAUGAUGACGUUGCUGUACUAUUCUAGCGGAAUGAUCGUCAUUAUGAGCAUAGAGCGUCUAUUAGCUAUCAAAAUGCCAGUAUGGUAUAAAGUCAAUUUCAAGCGUAAGACUGUCUACAUAUUCAUGGCGAUUACAUUGAUUUGUUGUGUGAUGUUUAACCUUUUACCUUUAUUUGGUGUAUGCCAGUUAUCGAUUCAUUUCAAUUCCACUUGCUUUUGGGACUGGGAUUUAACGAACCCUGGAACAAAGCUUUACUCUUAUACCGUAGUAUUUCUGUCCAUAAUUUUAGUAGUUGCAAUAUUUAUUAUCAAUAUUAUAACAAUUACAAUUGUUAAACGUAAGAACAAGAUAGCAGAUAGUCAAGGGAGGCGGCCAAUUACGGAAAGCCGAGCCACUGGGGUUCUAGUUAGCACUGGUUUUCUUUUUAUAAUUUCUUGGCUGCCAUUCUCGAAACUGUGGUCUAUCAACAUGCUAAUGACUAAAAAUUAA
Molecule: messenger RNA, 828 nt
Organism: Trichoplax adhaerens
Lineage: Eukaryota; Metazoa; Placozoa; Uniplacotomia; Trichoplacea; Trichoplacidae
Exons: 2
Coding region: 1-828 (275 amino acids)
Biological process (GO): positive regulation of cytosolic calcium ion concentration; adenylate cyclase-activating G protein-coupled receptor signaling pathway; inflammatory response
Cellular component (GO): plasma membrane
Molecular function (GO): G protein-coupled receptor activity
Source: RefSeq, a predicted model, not a curated record